Molecule: messenger RNA, 1257 nt
Organism: Uncinocarpus reesii 1704
Lineage: Eukaryota; Fungi; Ascomycota; Eurotiomycetes; Onygenales; Onygenaceae
Exons: 8
Coding region: 1-1257 (418 amino acids)
Source: RefSeq, a predicted model, not a curated record
AUGAUUGAGCGAUAUGGCAUGCCAUUACUCUGCCGACGUGCAAACAUAGUGCUUCCUACGAAUUUUGGGUAUGGAUCUACAAGCCCUCGGUGGGCUUCGACUGUUGACAAUUGGUUUGGGUUCAAAGGCUGCAGUACAAGAAACUGUGCUGUUCCAAGCCGUGAACCCGCUUUUGAGCGCCUGAAGGAGACCGUGCGAUUAAAGAACCGCCGCCAUUACAACGUCAAUUUGCUAAAUAUGCCCGAAUUCUCAACCGCUUCACGGCCCUAUCCAAGCCGAGGGAGCUUGUUCUCGAGCGAACGCCAUUGGGAAUACCAGCUCUUCCGCUACCACCGGCUAGGAAAUCUCCAUUGCCGCUUCACCAGCGUCAUCAGCGACCCGGUGGACUAUCAUAACUCCCAGUUCAUCGUACCCAAGGAAGCGGAAUCAGAGCAUCUCAUACCGCUUUCUUUGCAUGUCCGAUUUAUCGAGGCAGCAAACAGGGGGUGGCUCCGAGGAAAUAGAACAGGAGCUCGAGCGACGCGAGCGCCUCCCGUUGAUUCAGUGAUACUGAGGACUCUUUAUUUUAAUGGAAACACACUGCAUUUUGACCUGAAGCCGGUGACCAGAUUUAGUUCAAAUUUCAGAUCCCCUGCCGAACGUGUAUGGGAGGCAUACGGAUCCAAUACCAACCGCGAGACCAUUGUCCUGGCCGAACGGGAUAUCAAUACUGCUAAAAUGACGGUGUUUGGACUUCAAAAUUCGUGCGGCGAUGGUAAACACCUUCCAUUCUCCGAUGAUCGAGUGUCAAUGCUUGACAUACCCAACUAUGAGCUCAUUGGGCGAAGAAUCCCAGAGCUGCGAUAUCUGGAGGAUCACUGGGACGAGUUUUAUGACGACUACAUGACGGAAAUUGAGGACUAUAAUCGGAAAUACUUGAACGAUCGUAUUGCGAUGAUACGAGACGCAAUACAUGGACUGUCAAAUCGAUGUGCGGCAAUGGUGCGGAGAAGUCUUAAUCUGCUAGAAGAUGAUAUUCAACCGGUUUUUCACGAGGAAGGCUCAAUGAUCAUUGCGGCUGGAUUGGAGAGAAAUCGCUGUCCCGAGCAUUAUUGGUCGCUCCCAGUCGUUACUGGACCCGUUCUUCUAUUCUCCUUUCUUGAAUGGUUCUUUGCAGCAGUCACUUUACAAUCACCUGAUGUCGAUUCGGUUUCCGGGACCCUUAACGAAGGAUGUUUCAAAAAGCCGCACGUGUAUACGCUACUUCUUGGAAAUUAG